Molecule: messenger RNA, 2462 nt
Organism: Thermothielavioides terrestris NRRL 8126
Lineage: Eukaryota; Fungi; Ascomycota; Sordariomycetes; Sordariales; Chaetomiaceae
Exons: 4
Coding region: 277-2253 (658 amino acids)
Biological process (GO): negative regulation of transcription by RNA polymerase II
Cellular component (GO): nucleus; transcription repressor complex
Molecular function (GO): protein binding
Source: RefSeq, a predicted model, not a curated record
CAACUGCGCGUCGCAUGGAUUGCCGGCCUAGCAAUUUUGCGCCGCGCUUCACAUUCACUGCGAAGUACUCCGUACCACCGUACAGCUACUGCUGUCCUCGAGGGGCAUUCCCGUGGCUCCAGCGGCCGGAACAAUACAUUCAACACCAUCCAUAGCCCCCGUUUUACUGUCCCCAUCCCGUCACCGUAGCCGGCGGGCUGCUAGAAAAAAACGCUCCCGGAUCCAUUCAUCGACCACGAGCGAGCUGCAGAGGCAAACAUCUGGCUGUGCCGACGGAUGGCCGACCCGGGGCACCACAAUGACUUCCCGGACGUGUCGUCAUUCGACGACGAGUCCUCGGUCAUAUCUACGCGAGGACUCGAGGCAUUCGGCCGCAAAGUAACCACUACCGCAAGCCACCUGAUGGCCCCGCGCUCCGAUCCCACCUCCAACUCCCACUACCACAGCGCCUUGAGCGAGAUGCAUCGGCAGCUGCAAAAGCCCGCGGUGCAGCGGAGCGUGCUCUCAAUGGCGCGCACAACGCCGACCGACCUGGUGCGCUCGCGCCUGUCGACGAAAGAAAUCCAAUCCCGGGCGCUGGCAUACGUGCCGGACGAGCUUCUGCGGAACAUACCCGAGGUCGAAAACACUUACUCCCUGUUCCAGGGGUUUCAAGCGAGCUUUCCUGAAUUCACCGACGAGGGCAAGAAGCACCGACGGCGCGUCUCGCGGGGCAGAAAGUUGCUGGACGAAGGGCCGACGCCGCCGGCUGGAACCCCCGAGGCGGUCAACAAGCUGAAGAAGGAAAAGGCGUCCAUGACGCACCAGCUAGAGAUGCUUGGAAUCCGCAAGAACAUGGCAAGCAGCGAGAUCCGCGAGAUCGAUGCUAAGAUGGAGAACCUAGCGGGGAUGCGCAGGAUCCUUCUGGAAAGGCUGGCCAACCUGGAGAAGGACGAGGCGCUGCUUGAGCAUGACAUUAUUGAGAUCGAGGGCAAGUUAGAAGAAGCACAGGCGCUCAUGGAGGAGGCAGAGUCGGUCGCGUUACGAACACCUACAAAAUCCGAAGAUGACCAGGCAUCAGAAAAGGGGGACACGCCAGGAUUCAUGUCGCAGUCCAUCUACGAAAAGCUCCCCUCAGCAAACAGCACGCCAUCCAAGCGGAAACCGCGGAGCAUCCGGCGGAAAUCCAUGCCCAUUCUCCACGAGCACUUCGAGCCAGGGACCAUGAUCCGGUCGAUGCGCGCACACCACGACAACAUCACAGCCCUCGAUUUCGACGCCCCCUUCGGCUUGAUGGUCUCUGCCGCGAUGGACGACUCCGUCCGGGUUUGGGACCUGAACGCAGGGCGCUGUAUCGGCGUGUUAGAAGGCCACACGGCGUCUGUGCGAACGCUCCAGGUCGAGGACAACAUCCUCGCCACCGGCUCCAUGGACGCCACGAUCCGGCUGUGGGACCUUAGCAGGGCACACUACGACCCGCAGGGCAGCCGCUUCGGCAAGGACGACGAGGACGAGGACGCCAUCGCGUUCGAGAACCCGGACGACCAGCCCGUCGACCCGCCCGCCGGCAGCAUGGCCGACUGCCCGCUCUUCACCCUGGAGGCGCACCUCGACGAGAUCACGGCGCUGCAUUUCCGCGGCGACGUUCUCGUGUCUGGCUCGGCCGACAAGACGCUGCGGCAGUGGGACCUGGAAAAGGGGCGGUGCGUGCAGACGCUGGACGUGAUGUGGGCGGCAGCGCAGGCCUCGGCGCUCUCGGCCAGCGACAGCACGUGGAGGCAGAUGACCCGGGCGGCGGACAUGUCGGCCCAUUUUGUCGGCGCGCUGCAGGUGUUCGAGUCGGCGCUGGCGUGCGGCACGGCGGACGGGAUGGUGCGGCUGUGGGAUCUGCGCAGCGGGCAGGUGCACCGCAGCCUAGUCGGCCACACCGGGCCCGUUACAUGUCUGCAGUUCGACAAUGUCCACCUGGUGACGGGGAGCUUGGACAGGAGUAUACGGAUCUGGGACCUUCGGACAGGGUCAAUAUACGACGCAUACGCGUACGACAACCCCAUCACGAGCAUGAUGUUCGACGCCCGGCGCAUCGUCUGCGCCGCCGGCGAGGACGUGGUCAAGGUGUACGAUAAGGUGGAGGGCCGGCACUGGGACUGCGGCGCCGGCAUCGCCGAGGCCGAGGAGGCCAAGGCGCCCGCCAUCGUGGAGCGCGUGCGCGUCCGCGACGGGUACCUGGUCGAGGGCCGCCGGGACGGCGUCGUCGGUGUCUGGACGUGCUAGUGCCCACCCCGGUGGGAGUGGGGUCGUUCGAACCUCAAAAAGAGCUGUAAAUAUGUAACGCAUGUAGCUGUACGAAUAUAGCAUCGGGUGGAUGUGAGAUGAUGCGCUUCGGGUGGGAUCUACUGGAUUAGCGCCGCGAGGGGCGAACAAAUGAGCGAGCUGGGUAAGCCGCCACUGGUUAGGGUCCCACCUUGAUUCACUGCAGUCUG